This is a messenger RNA of Jatropha curcas, 2216 nucleotides long. RefSeq names its product Ribophorin I. Gene Ontology annotation, cellular component: membrane; oligosaccharyltransferase complex. The record is from RefSeq and is a predicted model, not a curated record. NCBI's taxonomy places the organism in Eukaryota, Viridiplantae, Streptophyta, Magnoliopsida, Malpighiales, Euphorbiaceae.
AACUGGUAAAUCCGUCUCCAUUCUCCUUCAGUUAACGAAGCCAAGCUAGUGAGAGAGACGAUCGUCUGAUGGGAGAUAACAACGGAAUGAUGGGGCUUUGGUUCAGGUUUAAUGCACUUGUAUUAGCGAUUGCCAUACUCUCAACUCCUGUAUUCUCCGAUCUAAUAAUAUCCAAGGUCGAUCGACGUAUUGAUUUGACUUCACAAAUUGUACGAGUUGCUUCAACCCUAAAGGUAGAGAAUGCUGGUCCUGGUUUGGUUUCAGAGUUUUUGCUGGCCUUUCCUGAGGUUCAGGCAAAAAAUUUGGCAUAUUUGAUGGCAUCAACUACUGAAGGAAAAGGGAAAAUGAAAAACUCUGGUAUUCCUCUUUCUGUUGAAGUUGCCAAUCCGAAAGCAAUGCCUCCUGGAUUGAAUUUUUAUUCUGUAUUACUGCCUAAGGCACUAGGCGAGGGGGAUACAUUGACUUUGGAUGUCUUGGCAGUAUUUACCCAUGCAUUGAAGCCCUUUCCUGAGAAAAUUACCCAGGCUGAUAUUCAGUUGGUAUUGUUCCAAGAUAGUGCAUACUAUCUUUCUCCUUAUGCAGUAAAGUUUCAGUCACUCAGUGUUAAACUACCUGGGGCUAGAAUAGAGUCUUAUUCAAAAAUUGAGAAUACAAAGUUGCAUGGCUCAGAGAUCAAAUAUGGUCCAUAUGAAAAUCUCCCGCCUUUCUCAUACUCACCUGUAGUUGUGCAUUUUGAAGCCAAUCAACCAUUCACUGUUGCUCAGGAGUUGGUACGAGAAAUAGAAGUUUCUCACUGGGGCAAUGUACAGGUCACAGAACAUUACAAUAUUGUCCAUGAAGGGGCUAAAAGCAAGGGUGAAUUUUCCAGGCUUGACUACCAGGCCAGAGCAACUAUGGGAGGUGCAUCAGCCAUAAAACAUCUAGUUGCAAAAUUGCCUCCGAGAGCUCAUUCCAUUUAUUAUAGGGAUGAAAUUGGGAAUAUAUCAACAUCUCAUUUGUUUUCUGAUUCCAAAAAGAUAGAGCUAUUGAUUGAACCUAGAUAUCCUAUGUUUGGUGGUUGGAGAACAACUUUUACUAUUGGAUACAGUUUGCCACUUCAGGACUUUUUGUUUGAGGCAGAGGGAAAACGUUUCCUGAACAUCUCUUUUGCUUCCCCCAUUAAUGAGCUGGUCAUUGAUAAUCUCAUUGUGAAGGUUGUUUUACCUGAGGGGUCUACAGAUUUAUCUGUUUCUACCCCAUUUCCCGUAAAGCAACAGCAAGAGACCAAAAUUUCCCACUUGGACAUUGUUGGUAGGCCAGUAGUAGUGCUUGAAAAGGUCAAUGUUGUUCCAGAGCAUAAUCAAUACUUUCAGGUCUAUUACAGGUUCAACAAACUCUUGAUGCUUCAAGAGCCAUUUAUGUUGAUUUCUGGAUUUUUCCUCUUUUUUGUUGCUUGCAUUGUAUAUGUUCAUGUUGACUUGUCAAUCUCCAAGUCUUCUGCUUCUUAUUUGGCAAAACUGCAGUGGGAUGAGGUGCGAGCAACAGUUCAGCAGGUUGAGAGUAUCAUUAACCAAUGUCUAGCAACACAUGAGAAGCUAGAAGCAUCAUUACGUGAUCUUUCUAGGAUAGGUGAUGUCCAAGCUUGUAAAACUGCUCGUAAGACAGCUGAUGUUUCGUUGAAAGAGCAUUCGAAAGAGCUCAAGCCAUUAUUAGCAUUCUUGCAAUCUUCUCCUACAGCUGCUCAUAUAUUGCCCAAGGUAGAGGAGCUGGUGGCUAAGGAGAGAGAAUUACAAGAGAGGUUGAUGGCAAAACAUUCAACAGUAGUGGACUGCUAUGAGAAGAAACUGGGGGGGCGGGACAUUGAGAAUAGGGUUGCCCCACUCCAGCAGAAAGUUGUAGCCUUGAGGCAGGAGGUUGAAGAUCUUCUAGACUACAUCAAUGAGAUAUAAAUUAAAAUGAGUGAAGUGGCUGAGUUUCAAGAUAAGAAUUUUGGUUUUUAUGUUGAGUUAAUAUUUGACUUGCUAACUGCAAUUUCCUGUGGUUAUUGCAUGAUAGAUUGGCAUUUUGUAGUUCAGUUGAGGAGAAUAGAGCUUAAUUAGGGCCAAAAACAAACUGUGAUACGGUGAAAAAAUGGCUUGUGAACGAGCUCCUUAAUGCCUAUUUGUGAAAUGAGAAGAAAGGAUUUUGUUUUAUAACGGUUAUGAUAUUUGUUUCGAAUAAAGCCGCUUGGUUUGAAA